AUGAUUAUAUCUUACAAAAAUGUGAAAGGUGGGGACGAAAGACAUGAUGUGGGCGGCGCAGGAGUGAAGGUCUUACACGUGGAUGCGAGUGACUGGAUGGAGCGGAUGUCGAGCUUGGUCAUGAUGGUGGCUAUGAAAGCGGAGGGGAGGAGCUUCAUACCCGGGUUCAGUUUAGUUCCGUCGUCUCCUUCUGAGAUCGGAAAGUCGACUUCUUCCACGCCACUUGCACACUUGAGAGUGAGUGAUCCACGUAGUAUUCGAAGGACACGGCACUAUUCUAGAGAGCAACGGACGCACUUCAAGGCUCGGAUCAUAUUUUGUUCAGGUCUAUAA
Molecule: messenger RNA, 333 nt
Organism: Fraxinus pennsylvanica
Lineage: Eukaryota; Viridiplantae; Streptophyta; Magnoliopsida; Lamiales; Oleaceae
Source: the annotation of a GenBank genome assembly